GACAGUUAGCAAGCUAACAGUGUUGUGCCCAAAAAAGUACCCACGUCACCAAAGCGUCUUCUUCGUGUAAAACGCUAGUCUAGAAAUCUAGACCAACAGUAUCAGCAGGCAGCAACACGAUUUGAGACUAUUAAAACGGUGUGACAAAAAUAUCCGUUACUAAAGUUGUUUUAUUUAUGUUUUUCGUGGAAGUACAAGGUGCGAGGAACGGCCUUUUGUUGCCUGCACUACACAUGGGAGCUUUUUUUUUUCGACACAACACCCAAGAGCAUGUUCCCCGGAAGCUGAUGUUCUUCUUCGUGGGAGGAGGCUGUUGCUAAGUGCCACGUUGAUGGAGACCAGUGGGGACGUGGAAGUCUGUCCGCAACUGGGACCCGGUAGCCCGUUCAUUCGUCUGUGCACCCGUAAAUCUUUCAGCUAAACCAAAAACGGGAACUUACUCGGGCGGAGAGUAUAUUCGGCUCCUGGUUAAUGUUUGCGUUUAUGUGAAAAACACCAAAAGAAAAUAAGGAUGAAACUUAAAGAGAUCAGUCGCACAGCCAUCCAGAGCUGGAGCCCUGCUCAGCACCACCCUAUCUACCUGGCGACAGGAACAUCAGCCCAACAGCUGGAUGCCUCCUUCAGCACCAAUGCCUCCCUGGAGUUUUUUGAGUUGGACUUGUCCGAGCCGUCUCUGGACAUGAAGUCCUGUGGAUCCUUUUCAUCUCCUCACAGAUACCACAAACUGGUAUGGGGUCCGUUUGGCAUGGACGACCAGGGUCACCCAUCUGGUGUCCUGAUUGCAGGAGGCGAGAACGGCAACGUCAUCCUCUAUGAUCCUGCAAAGAUCAUGUCUGGUCAGAGUGAUGUCAUCAUCGCUGAGAGCGAUAGGCACACUGGACCAGUCAGGGCUCUAGAUGUCAACCCGUUUCAGACAAACUUGGUGGCAUCUGGUGGGAAUGAGUCUGAAAUAUAUAUCUGGGAUAUGAAUAGCUUUGGAUCUCCGAUGACACCGGGACCUAAAACACAGCCCCAGGAGGACAUCAGCUGCAUGUCGUGGAACAGACAGGUCCAACACAUCUUAGCCUCCGCCAGCCCGAGCGGCCGAGCUUCGGUGUGGGACCUGCGCAAGAACGACCUCAUCAUCAAAGUCAGCGACCACAGCAACCGAAUGCAUUGCUCCGGGCUGGCCUGGAACCCAGAAGUGGCCACUCAGCUGGUUUUGUCCUCAGAGGACGACCGGAUGCCUGUCAUCCAGAUGUGGGACCUGCGUUUUGCUACGUCUCCACUGAAGAUUUUAGAGCAUCACACGCGAGGUAUCCUGGCCAUCGCCUGGAGCCUGGCUGAUCCUGAGCUGCUCCUGAGUUGUGGGAAGGACAGCAGGAUUCUGUGCUGGAAUCCAAACACAGCCGAGGUGCUGUAUGAGCUGCCCACCAGCAGUCAGUGGUGCUUCGACAUCCAGUGGUGCCCCAGAAACCCCGCCGUGUUGUCGGCCGCGGGCUUCGACGGACACAUCGACAUCUACUCCAUUAUGGGAGGAAGCAGCCAGGCGCAGAACCAGAGACAGGCCGACCAGAUCAGUAACUCGUUUGGGAACAUGGAUCCUUUUGGGACGGGACAAACCUUACCCCCGCUGCAGCUACCUCAGACUGCUGCCCCCCCAGCGACAGUCAACCCCCUGAAGAAGCCCCCCAAGUGGAUUCGAAGACCUGUCGGAGCUUCAUUUGCUUUUGGUGGGAAGCUGGUGUCCCUGGAGAACCCGAAGCCCCAGCAGCCCACGUCACAUCUUGUCCACAUCAGUCAGGUUGUUACAGAAACAGAGUUUCUGAAGCGCUCCGAUCAGCUGCAGGCCACUCUCGGCUCGGGCAGAUUUGUGGACUUCUGCCAGGAGAAGAUCGAUACAGCCGAGAGCGAGUUUGACAAAACAGUUUGGGCCUUCCUGAAGGCUAAUUUUGAGAGUGAUGUCCGCAGCAAAUACCUGGAACUUCUGGGUUACAGCAAAGAGGAACUAGCCUUAAAGAUUUCAGAGGCUUUAGAGAAAACGUCUGAAGAUCCUCCCAAGUUGGACGUGCCUCCUCCCACCUCCUUGCAGCCUUUGCCAGAACUCAGCCUGGUGCCUCCUGCUGACACUCCAGAGACGGCAUUUGACCUAAUCGCUGCUGCAAACCUCCAGCCGGCAGCCAUGAUGGACUUAAAUUGCACUCCUGACCCAGAGACGGAGGAGUCGGCUGAACCUGAUGGUGCUGCUAACAGCGAAUUAGAUGAAAACAUAGACCUGUGUCUCACUGAGGAGGACGUCGGUGAGAAACAGGAUGGAGACGAGAUUCCUCUAAACGAGGUGACGACGCCCCCUGUGGAGCUGGAGGAGACUAGUCCGAUCCAGACGCCAGCUGAGAUCCCACCUCCUGUUCCAACUCCUGCAGGAGGAGUCAACCUGAGUAUCAGUCAGGAUGUGGAUGGCCUGAUCACGCAGGCUCUGCUGACUGGGGACUUUGAGGGAGCUGUGGAGCUCUGUUUCCAUGAUAACAGGAUGGCAGACAGCAUCAUCCUGGCCAUUGCCGGAGGAGCCGAACUCUUAGAGAAAACCCAGAAGAAGUAUUUCACGAGAACACACAGCAAGAUAACCAAGCUGAUCAGCGCCGUGGUCAUGAAAGACUGGCACGACAUCUUGAAGACAUGUGACCUGCAGAACUGGAAGGAGGCUCUGGCUGCUGUCAUGACUUACGCUCAGCCGGAGGAGUUCUCCUCCCUCUGUGAUCUUCUCGGUGACCGGCUGGAGGCAUCAGAGGAUGCUCUGCUAAGAUCUCAGGCGUGUCUGUGUUACAUUUGUGCCGGUAACGUGGAGAAGCUCGUGUCCUGCUGGAGCGGCACGCAGGAUGGACACUGUCCUCUUUCUCUACAGGACCUGGUGGAGAAGGUGGUGGUCUUGCGUCACGCAGUGGAACUGACCCAGCGCUCUGGUCCUGCUGCUAUCUUCAUCCUGCUGGUUGAGAAGAUGAGUCAUUAUGCUAGCCUGCUAGCCUCACAGGGCAGCCUGUCCACCGCCAUCACCUACCUGCCCGACAACACCAACCAGGUUGCUGUGCAGCAGCAGCGCGAGCGUCUGAGUCGGGCUCUGGGGCAGCAGGCAACCGUAGCUGUGACACAAACUCAAAGAGCGUCAUCCCAGCUUCCUGCUCAUCAGGCUCAGCAGCUGUACAACCCACCCCAGUCCGCUGCAGCAGUUCCAGCCCCCGGACCCACACCUGGUUCUGCUCCAGCUCAGUCACAGUAUUACCAGACGGUCAGGGCUGCCUCCACUGUCACCUCCUGGAGUAACCAAACUCCCACAGCCCUCCCAAUUGCCCCUCCUCUUCAAGUAGGCAGUGCCUCAGAUCAGAAGGUGGAGCCCCCAAACUUGAUGUAUGGCGUACCAUCCUCCAGCUCUGUGGCAGCUCCACCGCUACCCUCAGCUCCUGCGUACAUGUACUCUCAUCAGUACCAGCCCUACCCCCAGAUCAACCAGUACCCACCUGGAGCUGGGGGGGUGCCUCUCUAUCAACCUCUUCAGUAUUCCUCCUCUGCUGCUGCUCCUCCUGAAACUCCUCCUGCAGAGCCCUCCUCCCCUCCUCACCCCCCCGGCUUCUUCUCUCGGUACACUCAGCCUGUCCCAUUUCAGCCGAUGCCUCAUCUCUGUUCAGGACAGCCUCCCAUCAGCCUGUCCUCUUCUUCCUCCCUCACUCCUUUCUUUCCCACCUCAUCUUCCUUCUCCGCUCCUCCGGCCUCCGGAGCACCUUUCCAGCACGGCGGGCCUGGAUCUCCCGUGUCGUACAUGCCUCCUCCACCAGGCGGAGUCUCAGGACCUCAGAACGGCUGGAAUGACCCUCCGGCUUUUUCUCGAGCUCCGAAGAAGAAGAAUGUUCCAGAAAACUACACCCCACCUGCCCCCAUCACCUCUCCCAUCACGAACCCGCUGGGCGCUGAUCCACAGGCCCAGUCGAUGCCCUCUGGGGCUCCUCAGGCUGUGAUGCAGGGUUCUCAAAGUGCCCAGGUUCCCUACCCCACCAUACAGCAGCAACAGCUCUCCCAUCCAGUCAUGAACCCUACGAGGCCCAUCACCAGCAUGGAAGGGGCACCAGGAGCACCUACAGGAGACACCAUUCAGCCUCUGCAGUCCAUCCCCACUGAGAAGAUCAUGAAGAAGCCCAUCCCUGAUGAGCACCUGGUUCUGAAAACCACAUUUGAGGGCCUGAUCCAGAAGUGCUUGGCUGUUGCCACCGACCCUCAAACCAAGAGGAAGUUGGACGAUGCCAACAAACGUUUGGAAGCUCUGUAUGAUAAACUCAGGGAGCAGACGCUCUCCCCCGCCAUCGUGGGGGGACUCCACAACAUUGUGAGGACCAUAGAGUCGCGAUCCUACAUCGAUGGCCUCAACAUCCACACCCACAUCAUCAGCAGCAGCAACUUCAGCGAGACGUCAGCCUUCAUGCCCGUGCUUAAGGUGGUGCUGACACAAGCCAACAAACUCGGGGUGUGACAGGUCGGGGGAGUCCCGACUGACUGGUGCGAGGUGGACCCGAGCGUGUGCUGGCUGAUGUUUUCACAGGGAGCUUCUUUUGACUCACGGCAGCAACUUCUGAGACGUUCAGCAGUAAUAUUCAGUUCUUCUUCGUGCCAUUCAUGUUUUUAUAACACAAGUCAAAUAUAAGCCAUGUCGCACUCGGUGGUGAAAUUAAAUUGUGGCAAAUUAAAGGGCUGUUAAAUACCUCCUCCUGUGUACACACACACACACACACACACACUGCGCUGAAAGUCUCAUUCAGUUCAUAUCUGUAGAUUCAUGUAGAACUUUAAAAAUAUGCAAAAGAAACUUUUAGAAUAAAAAAUUUUGUGAGAAGUGGAGAGAAACCAGAGGGAAUUUAGUGAUGUUUCUGUUCACAUGAUUGUGAUAAAAGUGGUCGUUUCAAAAGGUAAAACUAAUUUCAUUUAAUUAUGUGUUAACAGAUUUGUGAAGCAUGCUUUUAGGCUAACUGCUAAUGCAACAUUAAUGCAUCAGAUUGGCUCAUGAACAAAACUUAAUUUGUUCAUUUAGAUGCAUUUUAUUGCAAAUGAAAUCAUUUUUAACUACACAUUACAACGCUGGCAUUGUUUUGUCAGUUAUUUCAUUUUAAUGCCUGUUUUUGUUUAAAAUUCUCCUGAUUUACUUUCACCACUGGUGUCACUGCGGCCAACUCGUUGGACCAACAAGUUGUCAGUGUUUUUAGCCGUGCAAAUCUCACUCUUAGAGCACGUUCAUGUUUUACUUCUUUGUCUUUUUUUAUUUUGUCUUAUUUUUAUCAGUAUAAUCAUGAUGCUAAAUGGAGUGCAAUGGACUUCACACAAACAAGCUUUGUAUGGUGUUUUGGAGCAUGCAUGUGCAGGUCUUCUUUAAAGAGUUGGAAGUAAUUAUCUGAUGAUUAAUCAGACCUAGGAGAGAAACUGGAGGAAGAAUUUUACUUGAUUUUUCAUUCCAGCUAUAUUGAGGGCUGCAGCCUGAGUGGUCAACCUCACUUUGUGUUAAUAGAUGAAAACAAGUCUUUGUUUUUGACUGACUACAGGCAAUAUUUUCAAUAAAUAGUAUUUAUUUACAAAUUGA
This is a messenger RNA of Nothobranchius furzeri (turquoise killifish), 5593 nucleotides long. It is a transcript of the gene sec31a, whose product is annotated as SEC31 homolog A, COPII coat complex component. The record is from RefSeq and is a predicted model, not a curated record. Gene Ontology annotation, biological process: endoplasmic reticulum organization; intracellular protein transport; COPII-coated vesicle cargo loading. Gene Ontology annotation, cellular component: COPII vesicle coat; endoplasmic reticulum exit site. NCBI's taxonomy places the organism in Eukaryota, Metazoa, Chordata, Actinopteri, Cyprinodontiformes, Nothobranchiidae. Gene Ontology annotation, molecular function: structural molecule activity; protein binding.